AACUACCAGCGUUCCUUCACUAAACAUCAAAUCAUGGCUCUGACAGCCACUCUGGUCACAUGAUGCAUGAUACUCGACGUUGGAACGAGAUGGCCAAGCCUGUACUCUCGAGUAUCGAAGCACACAGAAGAAAGGGUCAAAUGGGCAUAUACCGAAUGCAACAGGAAACGGGACAGCGAUGACUCCGACACGUAUCAUCCUCCUGGGUGCACACCAUCCCCAUUUCUACGUGCGCGUCGGCAUCCUCCAAGCACGAACAGACAUCGAGAUCAUCGGUUUCUGGGAACAAGAUGUAGUUCUCGCCGCAAAGAUCGAAAAGCGCCUUCGAAUCCCCCGGUUCCCAUCUGAACAUGAGCUCGUCAGCACAGUUUUCGACAUAGCAUUCGUCCACCCCCUGGACCACGACAACCCACGCCUCGCUCUCCUCGCAGCAUCAAAUGGCGCCAAGGGCUUACUGCUCGAAAAGCCCGGCGCCACGCACCCGGAGCAUCUCUUCAAACUAGUCGAGCAGCUGAAGCAAUGGCCGGAUCUUGUCGUUGAAUGGGGCUGGGAAAUGCACUACGCCGAGACGAUGGACUUUGUGCGCAACCUGGUCCGACGCAACGCCCUCGGCCAGAUCACGACGUCACGCUGGCACGGAGGCACACCGUCCGGCGGCGCCAUGGAAAUCUGGCAGCGCCAGAAGAACACCUUGGGCGGCUUCUUGUACAUGGACGCGAGCCACACUCUCGAGGUGAUCGUCGAUGUCUUCGGCCUGCCGCAAAGCGUGUCGGCGAGUAUACGAAAACUGCCCAAGGGCGAGAAACACCCGAUAGUUAGCUGCUGGUAUGACAUGCACCAAGAAGAACUGGACCCGGCGACGACGGAAUUUGCUGUUGGAGACCUGCCGUACGAAGACAUCGGCAGCGUUAUCCUCGAGUACGAGACGCACAAUGUCGUCGCCGACUUCACGGCCUGGGAGCCGACGGAUUGGUGUGCGGACUGGGGAAUUGACAUCUAUGGCACGAACGGGGCGUUUCAUGGCGUGCUGAAUGCUCCGAGGGGCGAGGUGGUGCUCCGCUCGAGUAAAGCCGGGUAUGCACGGGGCGUGACGAAGAUGUCCACCGAGAAGCCACAGGGUGCGUCUAAUCAAGUUGGAUACUACACGCGGCAGAUCGAGUUGUUCUUGCAAAGGGUCAACAGCCGGGCGAUGACAGAAUGUGCCGAUGCUGAUAAUCAGGUGAAGCUGAUGAAGGUUUUGGAUGCGAUUUACAAAUCGGCCAAGGAGCGUCGAUUCAUAGAUGUCUUAUAA
Exophiala xenobiotica is the source of this 1291-nucleotide messenger RNA. RefSeq lists its product as uncharacterized. The transcript has a single exon. Bases 179 to 1291 code for a protein of 370 amino acids. NCBI's taxonomy places the organism in Eukaryota, Fungi, Ascomycota, Eurotiomycetes, Chaetothyriales, Herpotrichiellaceae. The record is from RefSeq and is a predicted model, not a curated record.